CCAUAGUCCAACAUUCCUACUGGAAAAUAUAUCUUAGGCACCUUUGGAAUGGUUCAGUGUGCAGAUAAUUUUUAGUUUAAAUAUCUAAUUAGAACCGUAUGAGAAGCAAUACUGUCAUUUUUCCCUGCCAGGGGCCUCACCCUGUUCCUAUCAGGAGUCCCUCGGAGCCAGUUCUACCGCCUCUGCUUCCCUUUUCCAGUCAGACAGCCCCUGGCCGCUGCUUAGAAAGUUAACCUCAGGUGGCCUGUGGACCUUCUGUGGGUCCGGAAGCCAGUAGCCAAGGGCGAAGGGCACCUACAGUCCUCUGGGGGCCUCAAUUUGACCCUACUUGCUGUCGGGGCAGAACUAAACCCAUCGCCUUGAGGCAUAACUGGCCCAGCUUUCCUGUCUUUAUGGCUUUUCUCUACAGGUCCGGUCACUACCUUCAAAAUGAAGACGGCACUUCCAAGCGCUCUGACCCGCUUUCCCUUGAGACUAUUUGGGCUCAACGGCGUCCCAUUCCUAGCCCGGGGCGUAGCCCUCACGUGAGGCCCAUAAGCUUAGGACGCCGGGUCUGACUCAGUCUCUCGCAGCCUCUGCAAAACCCCUUGCCAACCCCGUGACUCAGUUUCUCCAUUUGCUCACGCGCGCCAACGGCGUGAGGCACCUGUGCGGAAUGCGGAGGUGCCUCCAACAGCUUCUCCAGGGUACAUGCUCCCAGGCCAAGUCCCAGAGACGGGCAUUUACGCCGUCCAGAGCGCUCCUUCUGGAUGUGUCCUGCACUGGCCUUGGUAAUGAGUUCGUGCAGCCGGAGGUGGCAGUGACUCCGCCAGGUGCACCGGCAGGACUGCUUGGGAGACACAGGCCUGAGGCCCGAUCGCCAUGGUUCCCGAGGGACCCAGGCCAUGGAGGGGCUGCCAUCGAGACGGCCGGUGCCCGUGUCCGUGCCCACUGCCCGCCGCCUGACGCAAUCCGAGGCACCCUUGCUGCAUGCGGGAGCUGGGGAAACCUCCCCCGCCGUUGCAUCACUCCUCAAGGUUUGCUACAGAGGUGGAGCUGAACCAAUCAGCCGGAGAGCUGGGCCCGGGACAGGCCGCGCAGUUACCCACUCAGAGGGCUCCGCGGUUAACCGAGCAGAAAAGUCCGAAGGUGAUUGGCCAGAAGAGAUUUGUCCCGCCCCAAUAACCGCGGCAGCUGGCAAAGGUAGGUGGGGCUUCCUGGCCGGAGGGUUUAAAGGGUGCCUCGGACCGGGCCCCGCAGCUGGAGCGACCAAGCGGUGCCAGGCCAGGUGUGCGCGUCCGUCGGUCCUUCCGUGCCCCCGCCGGAGACCAGCCCCGGAGGCCGCCCGGGCCCGUCCCUGUGCCCGGCACCAUGAAGCAAGAGUCUGCAGCCCAGAACACCCCGCCAGCCUCACCGUACCCCUCGCCGCACCCCCAGGACGACAGCGACCCCCAAGCGUUGUGGAUUUUCGGCCUGGUCGUGUGGUAACCCUCCUUGAAGAUCGUGAGGGCUGCACUUGGGGCGUAGUGUACCAGGUGCGUGGAGAGCAGGUGAAUGAGGCCCUGAAGUACCUGAAUGUGCGGGAGGCAGUGCUCGGUGGCUAUGACACCAAGGAGGUCACCUUCUACCCUCAAGAUAGCCCUGACCAACCACUCAAGGCACUGGCCUACGUGGCCACCCCGCAGAACCCUGGUUACCUGGGCCCUGCACCCGAGAAGGCCAUCGCUACACAGAUCCUGGCCUGCCGAGGCUUCUCUGGCCACAACCUCGAGUACUUGCUACGCCUGGCGGACUUCAUGCAGCUCUGUGGGCCCCAGGCACAGGACGAGCACCUGGCAGCCAUCGUGGAUGCUGUAGGAACCAUGCUGCCCUGCUUCUGCCCCACUGAGCAGGCUUUGGCACUGGUCUGAGGGGCUGAGCCCCUGCAGGGAGUGCCUACGUGGAUGCUGAGGCCAGGUCCCCACUCCCGUGCAUACAGACAGACUUGAUACAGCUGGGGCCCUCUGAGAGACCUUGGUGGUCGGCUGGGAGCCUCUCUUAAGCUCCUGCCUGUCUGCCCCAGCCCCCAGCUCUCUUGCUUGACACUGACUACUUGAAACUUUAUUUAUUGCACCAUGUUGGUGUGGUGGGCAGGGUGGGGGGCCUGCCCUGGACACAGGGGCCCUGCUGAGCGGUGCCCUAUCCCAGGCACCUGGUGCCUGACCAGAUUCCCCCCAGUGCUGCUGCUAACCCCAUACUACCCAGGCCUCUACCUCCCCAGGGAGCCUCCAAGAGCCUUGACCUCUGCCCCCCAGCCCAGACCAACCAUUUCAUAGCUCCAGAAAUACCACCUGCCAAAGGUCCCAGUCUGCUGUUGAGGGUGUGGGAGGGAGUGAGGAGAGGCGGCCCUACAAGAACUGAGGCUCCUGCCAGUCCUGCUCAUCCUCCAGGUGCCCAGGGCAGAGCUGGAUUUGGAGCCCAGACACAGCUGCUGAGGCUGUAUCUGGGCCUCUUACCCAUUUGGCUUUGUUUCCCUGUCCCUCUUUCUGUCUGGACCACUCCUGUCUGUCAGUCUAUUCCUGGGAAGCUCAUUGCUAAAGGCUCUGGAACCUUCCCAGUCUGUCCCAUACCUUUGUCCAUAAACUGAUCUCAUUAUCUA
Messenger RNA from Phacochoerus africanus (Common warthog), 2617 nucleotides. RefSeq names its product ChaC glutathione specific gamma-glutamylcyclotransferase 1 (gene CHAC1). NCBI's taxonomy places the organism in Eukaryota, Metazoa, Chordata, Mammalia, Artiodactyla, Suidae. Gene Ontology annotation, cellular component: cytoplasm. Gene Ontology annotation, molecular function: gamma-glutamylcyclotransferase activity; glutathione specific gamma-glutamylcyclotransferase activity. Gene Ontology annotation, biological process: glutathione catabolic process. The coding region runs from base 885 to 1889 and encodes 334 amino acids. The transcript is spliced from 3 exons. The record is from RefSeq and is a predicted model, not a curated record.